This is a messenger RNA of Hypoxylon fragiforme, 273 nucleotides long. RefSeq lists its product as uncharacterized. The transcript has 2 exons. Lineage: Eukaryota; Fungi; Ascomycota; Sordariomycetes; Xylariales; Hypoxylaceae. The coding region runs from base 1 to 273 and encodes 90 amino acids. The record is from RefSeq and is a predicted model, not a curated record.
AUGAAGACCGCCUUCGCAACCAGCCUCCUCCUGGCCCUCUGCGCCUCCCUCGCCAGCGCCGGCAUCGUCGUCACCCCCAUCCGCGCUAACCAGAUCGUUCCCAACAUGGCCGGCGACUGCUUCUUCGGCAAGACAACGCCGUCUGGCUGCGGAGAGGCAUCUAGGCAUGAACUCGACGAGGGCCACGACGACGUACAAGCAUGCAUGCAUGUGUCCGGCGACAUGUUUAGAUCAACUACACCGGACCCCUGCCCCCCCUCCUUCUGGAUUUAG